This is a messenger RNA of Drosophila elegans, 3241 nucleotides long. RefSeq lists its product as uncharacterized. Gene Ontology annotation, molecular function: protein binding. NCBI's taxonomy places the organism in Eukaryota, Metazoa, Arthropoda, Insecta, Diptera, Drosophilidae. The record is from RefSeq and is a predicted model, not a curated record. Gene Ontology annotation, cellular component: motile cilium; extracellular exosome. Gene Ontology annotation, biological process: cilium assembly; cilium movement.
GAACUCAAUCAAAACACACCUAUAUUUUCAGUCACAAUGGAUGGGUCUAGCAUUGUCGGCCGGAGCACCGUACGUCGAACUUCAAGGCAGGGCCGGCGAAGAAGGUCGAGCGGGGGGCUCGAGGCCAUAAAAAGCAAGCCCACCGAGGUGCAGAAGACGGAGCGACCGCUGGAGCUGGAGAAAGCGCUGAAGCAGAGGGUGUUCCUCUACAUCCAGCUGAACGAGAUGAGCAAGCUGCCGAAGACGGAACACCCGCUGGAGCUGCACCUUUACCAUCCGAAGAACACGCUGCAGAAGAUGCAGGAGCGCUACACCACGGAGACGAUCAUCUACCAGCACGAGUUCAAUCUGAAGAAGCCGGUGUUCGCCUUGGGUGUGAUGCAGGACGACCUCGAGGACAUGAACGAGUUCAGCGAUCAGCCGCUGUUGAUCUCCCUCUACCAAAGGAUUCCCAAACGUCGCAAAGGAGCCAAGACAAAGUCCCGUAGCUCUGCAUCUUCCCAGGCAGUGAGUCCACCAAACUCUGAGCCCUCGGAUCGCGGUGAAGGUGUCCCCAAAAAGAGGUCGAGUAAAAGGAUAUGCAGCGAAGAGGGUGGUGAGGAGGAUGACGCCAUUGCGGAGGAACGGCUGGAACUCUUGUCCCGCGGUCACUGCGAUCUGCUGCAGCUUUUCCAGCGACGCCGCUUUAUAAGCGACAUCACCAUCUUUCUGUAUCCGGAAUACCAGACCAUUUCGCAGGCCCAGUCCAAUGAGAAAAUAACCACCUGCAGCGUGUGGCACAUGUACUCCAUUCUGCCCAUCCUGAAGAACUUUGACUUCACCAAUUUGGCCUUUAUGACCCUAGAAUCGAUUUACAAUGUGCCGGAGGAACUGCAUUCGCGGUCCGCCGAACUGGGACUCAGUGUUUCCUUUCGUUCAAAGCAGCCGGUUGAGCAGGAUGGUGGUUACGGCGUGAUGCCAUUGUGCAUCUAUUUCGGCUUUAUAUCGCAGAUUAUUAGCGACCAGAACACCAGCAUUGUGUGGGAGAACAUUAAGCGGGAUCUCAACCACAACAAGCAUUUCAGCUUCAACCAAAUGGAGACCAGCUGCAGGGUCAAGUUGCCACGCCUCUUUCGCAUGUUGCUCUGGGAGCAGGAUGUGGACUUUCAGGUCGCGAGUAUCGAUCCUGUAUCGGACUUGGCCCUGAUCAACAACUCGCUGCACCGAUUUGUUCUCAACGAGGAGCUGCGGCAGAUCCUCGAGCAGGCUGUUGUUCACAACGACUACGAACUGCUGCUGCAACUCUACCAGGAGACACCGAACAAUGUCCUGUACGAGGGAGUCCUCAAUCCCAGCAUUUUUGGUUACCCAGGUGUCAACUACUGCCGCUUUGCCAUCCACUUGAAGCCCGUUGUGGGUUCUAAAAUCAAAGUUAGCCUGCCGAGGGAGACCCUGCAAGUGGCCCCAAUGUUUUGCACCUUCAAGAUUUGCUUCUUCCAGCCAAUCUGCGAGCGCAACGAGCCCCUGGACAAGUUCAACGAGAGCCUCCUCAGAAGGUCAAAGCUGCAGCGCUGCUUCGACAUGGAAUUUCUCAAGGAGGACGUGAACGAUGCGGAUGUGUGUCUGGAGCUGUAUCGCAACUUCGAUGAUCUCAUUACCGACACAAUCGGCUUCAUAAUCAAGCGGGAUGUCAAGGACAUCAAAGAGAAGAAGGAUUUCUUCUGCUGCCAGCUGGGAAACCUAAGCAAUCUGGUGUUGAAAAUCUGCGGCUGCGACUUCAACGUACGCAUGCCCACGAAAACGAACAUUGAAUUUAGAGAGAUGCUGACACACGUGUACAACGAGCUGAUGGAACGCAUUGAGGGCAUCUUCACCGCCUGCAGUUGGAAAAAUAGCUGUGACUGUGCCACCAAUCAGGAGUACGGGGAGCAUGGCCUGACCCGGAUGAUGAACGAAAUGCGACUGGCCAGCCUCACUGGGCAGCGGGACUUGGCCAUCCACAUCUACGAGGAGCUCGACAGCAGCACCUCCAACCGAACCAUUUUCGAGUUUGUAACGCUGCUAAAUAGCGUUGAGAACCUGCAAUUCGAGCAGGCGGCGAGGUAUUUCAUCAAACCACGGACCACCGACUGGAGCGGACAUUACUUUACAUUGCUACUGCAGCUUUAUAUCAACUACAUGAUGGAUCUGAGAUCACCAGACGAGGAAGUCUUGAGCAAAGCAAAAACGAAUAUGAUCGAGAGUCUACACCAGUUCGCCCACAAAAACAGUCUGGAAACGGAGAUAUGGGUUCUGCUGUACUGCUACUACAAGGAAGUGGAUUAUUUGCCGGGAAUGGAGUUCACGCGUUGGAAGUUUCAGAAUCUCCUCGAAAUUUCUCCCAAGACUCUGGCCUUCACACCUAGCUCCCUUUAUGAACUUUAUCUGCCGGUUGACUUCGAAAUGAAGGGCUCUUGCACCGCGAUGAACACCCAGAUCUACCCUGUUUUUAAGCUUUUUGCUCGCCUGGGAGCAUACGCCUUUGCUGAGGCUGUGUUUGCCAAUAUAGAGUUAUGCUUUACGGAAGCCGAAGCUUAUCUUAUAAAGACCACUCUAAAGAUUCUCCAGCGGCAGAUUAAUGAUAAGUUUAAGGUGGUUAUGAUGCCAACGGAUAACAGUGUGCCAGGAAAGUUAAAGCGCUGUUACCAACUGCAUAUUAAUGGCAGUGCGGAAUAUUCGCGAGGACGUUGCGACGAAGCCCUGAAAUACUUCCAGCAAUUGUUGCUAGCGACGGAUCCGAAUGACAAGGCUUUGUUUAGGUUGAGUUUCCUGCGUCUUGGUCAAUUGGCCCUAAAAAAUGGACACUAUGAGCUGGCCGAAAAGACCUUCGAUCUCUGUGUGCCCUCUAGCCACAGACGAAAGAACUUGUUGGCCAACUUUGGAAAGGGAUUGGCACUUUACCAUCUUAAUCGACUUGAAGAAGCCAUUCCUUUUCUCUCUCGCUGCACUGAAGUCGAUAUCUUUAUUCCCGAUGUCUGGGGAUAUUUGGCCACCAUCAACCUGAGAUUAAGCCGAAACAAAACUGCUUUGGAAUGCUGGAAAAUGGCCAAAAUGUACCCAGAACUCGACAUAAGCAAGUCCGUAUAUGCCGAACUGGAAAAGAUUCAGUACUCAGACGUCCAUCUGCUUGUUGAUGACGAUGGAAAUCCUGCAGAACGUAUGUCGAAAAUGGACUUCAUUGCUCUGUAAUUAAACCGAACUAUAGACUAUAGACUAGCCUAAG